Penicillium bovifimosum is the source of this 357-nucleotide messenger RNA. RefSeq lists its product as uncharacterized. Bases 1 to 357 code for a protein of 118 amino acids. The record is from RefSeq and is a predicted model, not a curated record. The transcript has a single exon. NCBI's taxonomy places the organism in Eukaryota, Fungi, Ascomycota, Eurotiomycetes, Eurotiales, Aspergillaceae.
AUGACCUCCAUCAUGCGCUUAAGAACAACCCUCCAAGCUCGAAGCCAACUCCCAAUCCUAUCAUCCACGCGCAUCCAACAACCCCCAGCUAUCCUUACCAGAAGCUACGCGAACAAAUCCUCCAACGACCCCGAACAGCCACCUACCGCAACACCGGGCGAAAAAGGCUCAAAAGGCUCAAAAGGUGCCCCAAUUCCCUCCAACAAGGCCAAGCCCACUCUCAGUGAGGGAGCGCAGUCACCGAAGGAUUACCCGCAAGACGUGAAGCAGCAUAAUAAGGAGAUGGAGGAGAGGUAUGAUCGGCCUUAUAACGGUAUUACGGAUGAGGGGACUGUUGAGCCUACUUUCAAGAGGUAG